Molecule: messenger RNA, 936 nt
Organism: Austrofundulus limnaeus
Lineage: Eukaryota; Metazoa; Chordata; Actinopteri; Cyprinodontiformes; Rivulidae
Product: gastrula zinc finger protein XlCGF8.2DB-like
Exons: 2
Biological process (GO): regulation of transcription by RNA polymerase II
Molecular function (GO): RNA polymerase II cis-regulatory region sequence-specific DNA binding; DNA-binding transcription factor activity
Source: RefSeq, a predicted model, not a curated record
AUGGCUCACCUAGAAGCCAGGCAUGAGGAUUAUAACGACGACGAGGAUGUGAACAAUCCUGACUCUCAGCUGAAGAAUUUGUCAGUCUCUGUGCAAAAAACUAAACAAAGGAACAAAGAACGGAAGAAUAGAAGAGCUCCUGARUCAGGAGUGAAGAGUGUCAAAAAAUCUGUGAGAUGCUCUGAGUGUGGUAAGAAGUGUGUCAACAACAGGUAUCUUAAGAGACACGUGUCCUGUCAUUCAGGAGACCAGACAGAACCAAAACUAUUCCAGUGUAAUGACUGUGAUAAGAAAUUUAAAAGAAAAAAUAUUCUAAAAGCUCACAUGAGAGUCCACACAGGAGACAAACAAUUUCCUUGUAAUGUUUGUGGACAAAGUUUUAGUCGAAAGUCAUAUUUAAACCAACACAUGAGAGUUCACACAGGAGACAAACCAUUUCCUUGUGAUGUUUGUGGACAUAGAUUUAGUCGAAAGUCACAUUUAAACUCACACAUGAUAGUCCACACAGGAGACAAACCAUUUCCUUGUGAUGUUUGUGGACAAAGAUUUAGAUGGAAAACAAAUUUGAAGUCACACAUGAGAGUCCACACAGGAGAAAAGCCAUUUCCUUGUGAUGUUUGUGGACAAAGAUUUAGCCUUAAAAUAAGUUUAAACUCACACAUGAGCGUCCACACAGGAGAAAAACCAUUUCCUUGUGAUGUUUGUGGACAAAGAUUUAACCAAAAGUCAAAUUUAAACAGACACAUGAGAAUCCACACAGGAGAAAAACCAUUUCCUUGUGAUGUUUGUGGACAAAGAUUUAACCAAAAGUCAUCUAUAAACUCACACAUGAGAAUCCACACAGGAGACAAACCAUUUCCUUGUGAUCUUUGUGGACAAAGAUUUAGCCGUAAAACAAUUUUAAACAAACACAUGAGAGUUCACACAGGAGACAAA